GGGUCGCUGGCCAUCUUCUUCGCUCCUUCUCUCCUUUCACCUUUGUCGCAGCUUGCCGCCGCCGUGGUCCGAUCUGUUUGUACGGUGCCUACCUCCGUCUCCUCUUGCUCCCUAUGUACCAGCCAACUUCUGACUCAAUACCAGAGGUAACUUUCUAGGUUUCACUUCGAGCCAACACAGCCUGAUUCCCUUCUGUUUCAUUCGUGUUUAGAAUAUUUGUCCUCGAUUCAAUCGUUUUUGCUCUUCGUUGGCUUGCUCUGGUGGUUCACCUAUUCGGAUUUGGUUAAUAGUUCUAGAGCUAUAAGUGUAAGCUGAAUGAGAACAUUAAAAUGAGCUUGACAUGAACCUGUGAAGGCAAAAAUACAAUUGGAAAAGGGUAAAGCCUCAAGCUCCAUAUUUCAUCAUGUCGGAGAGCAUUGCACAAUCGUAUCAAGAGUGUGAUGAGAGAACCGGAUCAAUUCAAUCUGUUUGGGUAACGCGAUGGGUUGGAUCCGGUCAGAAUUCCACAUCACAAGGCUUCCGUGCUCCUAACAAUCUUUUUGAGAGCAAGAAGAAAAUUGAUGAAGUCGAACUUCAGAGUGCUGGAGAGUUAAGAAACAUUGGAUCUCAAACUCGUCAAGUUGUUAACCAUAGUUUCAGAGCAUUUUCUGGAAACUUUAAAGUAGAAAGCUCUCAUCACUCGGCCACUAUGUCAAUGGUCAGUAGAAAUGAGUUGCCUCUUAGGGACUGUCAAGAACCUCGUGGAUGUCUUUCCUUUAAGCCUCAUAAUGAUCCAAACACUACUUCUGCAACUGCUAUUUCAUCUGGGAAGAACUAUUCCGAGUCAGAAGCCUCACUUCAGAAUCCUAUCAGACGCGUGAAACCUCAUUCUUUUUUCAGACAUAGCCACACCGUUGCAUCAGUUCCUACUGUGGGCAAUUGCAUUGAAUCAGUUUCACAUAUUGUUCCCUAUAGGUUUGGUUAUGGAAAGCUUAAAGAUGAUCCCACCAUUACUGAGAUGCCAUUGCUAAUUGAUAGAGUUUCUAAAAGCCAUCUACCAAACAGUAGCCGAGUGCUUGGAGAUAAACAUAACCAUGAAAGCCAGAUGGAAAGUGGAAGGCAAUCUCUGAAAAUGAACGGGGACUGGUUCCAGAAGUUGCAGAAUGGGCCUCGUUUGGUGAAGUUCCAAAAUAAUGAUGCUUCUUUAGAAGCAACUGAACCAAACAAGACACUAAAUAAUAUAUGCAUGUCGGAAGAGCUCCCUCACUCCUUGCAUGACAUGAAGACAAUGAGAAUACGCACUACUAUGGAUUCUGUUGUGGGAUUAAAGGGUUGUUACCCUAGAUUCUCUCAAACAACACACAGUUUGUUAAUUAUGAAUGAAUCCGAUGUGAAUAUCUGCAAGAAGAAUCAAACUGUUGGUACUUCAAGAGUAUGUAAUGAGUUCAAUAAACGAAUAUUCAGCAGUUUAGACAAACUGCCUUCCGCUUUGAGUCAGAAGCAGCAAGGUGUAAAGCUUCGGCUUCUGGAUAGCUGCACUGCCAGUGAACUUGAAGAAGAUGUUGGAGUUGUUGAGCCUUCAGAAGCUGAUGCAAAGAAUGAAUCGUCCGCUGAAACUGAUGCCAUGGAUUUUGAUGCCUUUCCAGGAAAGACCCAGCUCUUAGGUGUCAGUUCGUCCUCACUAUUUAAAAAGUUGCAGGAGUGUGAAAGAGGCCAAAAAUUAUUCCAUCUUACACCCAUGGGAGGAGUUACAUCUGAUGGAAUUAAGAAGAACAAGACACCUAAUAAUAUAGUAAACUCGUACACCCUUGACAUACCAGCUGAAGCAUCUUCAUCAGACAACUUGGAACUAAGUUCAAACACGCACAGUUUGGACAUGGAGUCAUUCAUCAUUGCUCACAAUGACCAGAACAGCAAUUCAAAACCCGCCCUGUUUCAGUCCGAUCUUCCAGGAUCUGACCCAAGCAGCAGAUUCGUGAAGCGUUUGAAAUUGAGUAAUCUCUACAAUAUGGCCCUUGGCACAAGGAGCUUAAACAUAAAAGAGGAUUCAUCUCAUGAGUAUAAGCAGCAGCACACCGGGUUUCAUGGUAAAGCAUGCUCUGAACCAACGUCUAAUAAAAAUAAAGGCAAAGAAUGGAUGGUUCAAGAUAAAUGUACUACUAGGAACAAUGUCGGCGAGUCCUCUUCUGCUGCUGAGAACUUGAAGUCGUGUAGAGAUAAACUGACUUCAUACCCUUGGAUUCAGAGGUUGCUUCGUGAUAGAGCUACUAAAUCUCUGCAGGUUCCUGAAGUGGUGGGGGGUUAUGAGCCGGGGAGUGCAUGUUUGGAAGCUGAGCAAAUUCAAAAGCGACACUUUCCCAGCAUAGCUGCCAUGGCAUUGAUGGGAAAAGGCAUGAAGGGCUUUCAACCGUGCCAGUUUCAGAAUAAGGGGUCUUUUGUAGUUUGGAACUAGUGGCUUCUGAAACAAACAACCAAGAGGGAAUUCCUGUUACGGCGUGAUUUCGUGAUGGUAGCUUGGCGGGGCCCCCCAUGUAAGGGAAAAAAAUUACCCUUUUUGUCCACGACUAUUAGUUUAUUCGCACAUUUGGUCCAUGGCUUUCACUUUUCCACUUCAUUUGGAGUUUUGGUAGAUGGCUAUAAAUUUCUUACCAAGUUUGGUCCUUUACAAUUUUCAGUUGAUUUCACAAUGUGACUGAAACAUACCAAAGUGACGAGAAAUUCAUAGUCGUGCAUAAAAUCAGAAACCACCGAAAGUCGGGACCAAGGGUGGAAUUAGGUAGUAGUUUGCGGAUUGGAGUUUGGAUGACCUAAUAACAUCUGGUCUUAGAAAGUAACUUUUUUUUUGUUUUUGUUUUUUUGCCUCUUUGGCUUAAUGUUAAAACUCUCCUUAUUUUGGUUUAUAUGCAUUUGAGCAGCAAGUGGGUGAUUGCUCAUUCAUUGUACAAUGGAAAUGAAUUGUAACUGUGGAUGAUCAAAUGUCAGGUUGUACUAUAUUUGGCAACACUGUAAAACGUAUGUACUGUGAUCAAAUGCAUGUAUAAAUGUACAUUAAAAUAUAUACUUUUGUUCAAG
This is a messenger RNA of Cuscuta campestris, 3051 nucleotides long. The record is from the annotation of a GenBank genome assembly. NCBI's taxonomy places the organism in Eukaryota, Viridiplantae, Streptophyta, Magnoliopsida, Solanales, Convolvulaceae.